Artibeus jamaicensis (Jamaican fruit-eating bat) is the source of this 1368-nucleotide messenger RNA. RefSeq names its product cell cycle regulator of NHEJ (gene CYREN). Gene Ontology annotation, cellular component: nucleus; cytoplasm. The coding region runs from base 595 to 1065 and encodes 156 amino acids. Gene Ontology annotation, biological process: double-strand break repair via nonhomologous end joining; negative regulation of double-strand break repair via nonhomologous end joining. The transcript has 4 exons. The record is from RefSeq and is a predicted model, not a curated record. NCBI's taxonomy places the organism in Eukaryota, Metazoa, Chordata, Mammalia, Chiroptera, Phyllostomidae.
CCGGCCGCGCCGGAAGCUAGGAAGUGGGCGCAAGCCUGGGAGGCAGGACCCCGCGUGGAGACACACGCUGUCCAAGACUGGACUUUGCCUAUUGGCUGGCGGCGGCCCGGUCCCACCCGGAGCUCUAGGGCCGCGGCGGGCGGCUUCCCGCGGGUCGGGAGUAAGCGAUCGGGGCGGUUCCCGUAGCCAGCGAGGCCCGCGUGGAUGUCCCCGCGUCUCCCGGCCUCUGCACCCUGCAGCUUGGCUCUCGUCUCGUCGCUGCCAGGGGGAUACAGAGUCCCCUAGGGCGGAGUGGGCUCGGAGUCCGGAGUGCUGGGCACACCACUGGCUUCCCGAAUUUUCCCAGGUCGCCCAGCGUGGCCUCUGUGCUUCUGGGGUUUGUAGUCAGCAAGACCUGGUAACGAGUCCGGGCCGCAGCUUCCAACUUUUUCGAAACCUUGUGGAAAUCGCCAAGUCUCAGUUCCUGGAAUGAAGAAAGCUUGACUCCCAGGACACACAGGCCUGCAGUCCCUGGUGUGAUGAGAAUGUGGGACUUGCCGUCCUGAAUUAGAAAAGCAAGGCAGUAACCGUGGGCCCUGACUCUGUUCAUCAGCGAUGAGAGAAAUGGAAGCCUUAAAUUCUAGGGAUAAAAAGAGGGUCCUUCCCACCUGGAUGACAGCCGAGGGGCCUGAGAAGAGAACGAGGGCAGCGAAGACCCCGAAGAGGAGGAAAAUGGCUGUGGUGCCUGCGGCUGCAGCAAGACCACCCACAGUGAGGACCGCGUACUGCUUGAGUGAGGCCGAACUCGUGGACGUUGCUCUGGGCGUCCUGAUCCAGAGCCGAAAACAGGAAAAGGUCUUGGAGCAGCUGCCUCUGGCCGGCACUGAUAAACCAGCGCUGUGCCCCACCUGCUCGGAGUUACCCAGUCCUGGGAGCACGAGGGAGGCUGAGGACAAUGGCAGCGGUGCCCGCCCCUCAGGCCUCAGCCCUCCUCAGGGACCUCCGGGCCCUGGCUCGGCCUGCAGCAGAAGCCCCGAGGAAGAGGAGGACGUGUUCAAGUACGUCAGAGAGAUAUUCUUCAGCUAAGGGACGGACUCCUGGCACUUUGUGUCCAGAACAGUUCAAGGAAGCUAGGCUUUGGCUCCCUGCCAGGGCGGCUCCCAGCUCCACACCCUUGGGCUGGGGGUCCCGGAGCCAGGAGCCCGUAUUCCUCUCUGCACGGUGGCCGCUGCCGGCUCAGGGGGUCUGCCAGCACAGCUGUCUGUUGUGUUCAGUUACCAGGUGCCAGGGAGAAUGAGGUCGUGGUGGUCAAACUUCCCCGCAUCAAAGAAUCAUGUUAAUGAUUUUCAGACAAAAUAAAGUGUGGCUGCUAAAUCCACCGGAACUCUA